GGCUGACCAAGCAAGGCAGUGUAAAGAGUCUGGUCGCUAGAAAUGCCCGGGUGAAGUAGCCUACAGUGACAUCGCCAUCCUUUGCGCAAAUUAUGGCAUGUUUUUCCCGCCCUAGAAUAAGAACACUUCUAAACGAGAUGAUCUCAGUUAUAACCGGGCCUCGGUUACCAGUUAAACAAUCUCAGCUACAAACCGGGAUUGGGGGGACUAGUUGCUAGGGGUAACGAGGGUGAGCUGGCUGCUGUGUCGCUCUGUCUGUGAGUGUGUGUGUGUGUGUGUGACGCCAUCGCGACCCUCGAGUCCCCGCGCGCUUCUCUACACGGGGGUUGGUUGGCUGUAGUGAGGCGCGGGGAGGAUGGGAACGGGGAUUUAGUUUCUCUGGCUUUUCCAGUCUGCAGCAGAUUAUUCCCUUUCACCGACACCCAGCAACGGAUUUAGCUUCCCAAAACAAGAUUUAUGUCCCAACUUCUCCACACGGAAUAGGAUGCAGAAUUCUUCGUUUCUUGUGGGAAUGCUAUCUAGCACAGCUGGUUAUCGAUGAACUGUGUUCCAUAAAUAAUAUAAGAAAACAACACAGUGUUUUGUGAAGUGAAGGAGCUAAAGAGCACUUUUGAAUAUGGCAGCAACAGAGGCCAACACAGAACCAGUCCGAGUGGAUGCCGGGGAGACCAAAGCUGAGGAGGAGCCUUCAAAUGCAGAGUCACCCCCAGCUCCAACUGAGGAAACACAGCCUACCACCGAGGCACCCCAGACCACAGAGCCAUCAGCAGAUAAAGUCAAGCCAGCCUCAGAGAAAAUAUGGGACUCUUUUCUGAACAAAAGUGGGCUUGGAAAAGUAAUGGGAGGGAAGAAGAAAAAAGAGCAUAGUACAGUAGCUGAGGAGGUUCUUGCAGAAGACCCAGAUAAGGCCUCAGCCACAAAUAAGAAUGAUCAAGGGGAGGAAGCAGAUCCUAAAGACCAGUCAGCUAGUCAGCCAGCAACUGAAGCAGCAACGGAUGGCCAAGUUAUUGAAAAAGUACCAGACAAUGAGGAGGCUGUCCAAGAGCAGAAGGCACCCGGUGCCAAGCCAAAGCAGGGAGAAAAGUCAAGUGUACGUGAUUUCAUUCGCAAGCCUGUUGCCAAAAUUUUCUCCCACAAAAGCACAGAGAAAAAAGAAGGCUCAGGAGAACUAUCAAAACAUGGAAAGGUUCGGUCAAAAUCUCUUGACAGACUGGAGGUUGCUGAUGCAAGCACAGCUGUGGUGGAUCAAAAUGAGGACCCACAAUCACCAGAAGAAGCAGAUAAGUUAACUUUGCAAACUACAAAACCAAUGAAACGCUGGCAUUCCUUUAAGAAGCUUAUGGCACAGAAGAGUCACAAGAAAAGCAUUGAUGAAGCCAAGGAUGCAGAAGGAGCAGAGGGUGGUAGUGCAGAUGCAGCAGGGGACACUGGGACACUGGACUCAACUACAAAGUCAGAGCACACUGGGCAAAAAAGGUGGAAAUUGAAGAGGUCAUGGACUUUUCAAGGUAUAAAGAGAGACCCAUCAAUUGCUGGAAUCCACAAACCAAAGGACAAAGACUCAGAUAAUCUCAAAGAUGAGAAUACCCCAGAGGCAGAUCAGGGGGCCACACAAAUUUCUGAAGAGUCAAAAGUAUCAGAUGAUGGAGAAACUCAAGAGAAGACCAAUGCAGAUGGAGAAGAAGAGAAAGAGGCAACUGCAACACAUACAAAACACGUAGACCAGCAUGCAAAUGAUAUCUGGACCUCAUUUAAAAAGCGAGUAACUCCCAAAUCAAAGAAAGCAGCAGAUGCUGGUGGAGAAGAGGAAGAACCAACAGGUGAACAAGAACAGACUGAAGAACCACAGGCGAGUAAAGACUCAGGCAAGACUGCCAAGUCUAAAAGGACACAUUUCAACCGUGCUGUCUCAUUAAAGAAUUUCAUACUGCGUAAGGGGAAGAGUACUAGCAUGGAUAUGGGGGAUGGCUCAGCAGUACAGAAAGAGAAUAAAGAGGAAACUAAAGACACGGAUGGCUCUGCAGACACAGCUGGGGCAACUGACCUCCCACAGGGUGGAUCAGAGGACCAAGCUGCCACACCAAGUGAGAGCAACAACGGAGCUCAGGUGGUAGAUGAGCACAAAAGUUCUGAUGGAGAGGAUAAGUCCCUCCCAAGCAUACCAUCUGGUGAGCAGUCAGACACGCCUCACUUAUCAGAAGGAGGAGACCAGACGGAGCCAAAUGUGGAACCCAAGACCAAUGGUGAGAACGGAUAUUCAGGUGCUGCAGCAGAAGACACCACAGCACAAAAUAAUGAGCCUCCUGUAAAGGUCGAUGUUGUAAAGGAAGAGGAGACAAACCAGGAGGACACCAACUGUAGUGACAAAAUUGCAAAAGAUGGGAAGAUUCUGAAACAAGAUGGGAACUGUGGUACUGAAAAUGCAGUUGCUGAAAGCGGUGAGUUUGAAGCAGCAAUUGCCUCCAAUGACAAGACAGAAUCUGGGAAGACAGAUUCUAUAGUAGGAUUAGGUGCUAGUAUUGAGUUAGAGACUGGGGUAUGUUGCAGUUCUGACAAUGAUGGGUCCUUUUCUGAGUCAGCAAAAAACAAUGAUGAGCCAGAUGACCAAGAAGAGACCCUGAAGAGGAUGUUUUAUCAGGCUGCAACCUCCAUCGUUCGAACUGUUUUACUGGCAGCCAUUGAUCAGUUAGUCAAAGAGAAGGAUUUCCUGGAAAGUAGUCCAAAAUUCUCUCAAACAAAUCAUGGCAAUUGUACAGAUGUUGAUAUUGGUUACUGUCAUUGAACAGUCAACAAAAAAUUAGAUGCCCUUUUAUUUAUUCUGGUUGUUUGUAAUGAGUCCUCAUCACUAUGUAUGUAAAUGUGUUCUUGCAUCAUGGACAAACCCAAAAGCUAUUAACCUGUAAUACCCCAACCACUCCUACCCCUUUCCUUUGUUUGCUGCUUUGUAUUGUAUUAUUGGCGGGAAAGAGCAUGGUUUCAUAGAUUCUUGUCUUUAUAACACUAGUGAUGCUUCUUAAUAUCUCUGAUAGAGAAUAUCCCUAAAUAAUAUAAUGAACCAUAUUGUAGGUCAUUCCCAAGUGUGUAUUUUUAUGUUAAGCCAGAAGCAAUUAAAGGAGGUAUUUUACUUAAAGUUUUAAGUUAGGUCUACAAUUUGAAAUGAUAAUUGUGGUAUUUGUGUUAGUGCAAAAUUAUUUUAGAAAAUAUAUAACCCAUCUGUUCUAAAGUAUGUGUAAAUUUAAAAUGCAUUCUGUAUUUGAAUACAUGUUGUAAUAUAUUUAAUCUCUUCUGUUAUCAUUCACCAGAAAAAAUGGCGGGAAACGUGUGAGGCCAAACAAAGAGGAUUAGAUCUCCAUGGGAGUCGUUCAGCGUGGAGCUUUGCCCCUCCCCCCCCCCCCAAAAAAAGAAGUAAUCACACGUUUGUCACGAUUCACCAUGGUGAGAAAUGCAAUCCAUGUAGCUAAAAAACUUGAAAAGCAAUAAUUAAGUCAUCAAUCAGCACAUUCCAUUACUGUCAAUGUUUUGCUUAUCUUCUAGUGAGAUUUUAUAUUAUCAAAAAAGACAUUCCUUUGAAUUGUUAAUCUCAGUGAUCACAUUAUGUGAUCAUAAAGACUGUUAGGUUUAUAUUGAUUGCCAUUCUGUCUGUUUGUAGCUUUUCUUUCACUAGGAAUAUCAAUGUGAUACACAUUUCAGAUAACGCCAGACUGCCCCCAUUGUGGAUUCAAUACAGAAUGUGCGCUCUAAUCUCUGUGCUUGUUUUUAGACUGUUAUGUUGUGUACAUGAAUAAACCACCAUAAAACCA
This is a messenger RNA of Ictalurus furcatus (blue catfish), 3800 nucleotides long. Its product is annotated as A-kinase anchor protein 12. The record is from RefSeq and is a predicted model, not a curated record. The transcript has 2 exons. Lineage: Eukaryota; Metazoa; Chordata; Actinopteri; Siluriformes; Ictaluridae. The coding region runs from base 617 to 2782 and encodes 721 amino acids.